GAGCAAGCUCUUAACCAACUGAGCCUCUCAGCCGGCCCUUUUUCUUGUAUUUUUAAUUCCUCAUGAGUAUGUCUCAUUCUGAUAAGACUGUAAGCUCCUGGAGGGAAAAGGCUCUAUUCUACAAUCUGUGGCAUAUAACAAAUAAUAAGCACUCAUUGAAGAGUUAUUAAAGAAAUAAAGGAGUCAAUGGCUAUUGCUUUCCAGAAGACACAUGCAGGCAAGUCAGGAUCUGAUCUUCACAAUGGCCAGUUCUGCCCUGCUUCUCACAAGUACCCUGCAGCCCUGAUAUCAGGCAGGUGCCUUAGAAAUGUGUGCUGGAGUCUAUAAUCAGAAAUGGCUGAAAGUAUGAGUCAGUGCAGAAUGACCUUGGUUAACAGUGUUAGUUACUGUUUAUCACAUGCCUAUACAAGCCAUACCUUGGAUAUACUGUGGGUUCGGUUCCAGACCACUGCGAUAAAGUGCAUAUUGCAAUAAAGCGAGUCACAAUUUUUUUGGUUUCUCAGUGCAUCCAAAAGUUAUGUUUACACAAUGCUGUAGUCUAUUAAGAAUGCAAUAGCAUUAUAUCUAAAAAAUGUACAUAUCUUAAUUAAAAAGUACUUUAUUACUAAAAAAAUGCUAUCAUUCGAGCCUUCAGGGAGUCGUAAUCCUUUUGCUAGUGGAAUAUCUUGCUUUCCAUUUGUAAAAAGCUCAGUAUCUGCGAAGCACAGCAAAACGAGGUAGGCCUAUAUGUAUGCCAGGUGAUUUAUAAUAUAAACCUAUCUCUAAUCCUUACAAUUAUCCUGUGCCGAAAACAGGGGCUCUCAGACAUUGUGACAUGACUUAUCCCAAAUCUCAAAGCUUUUCAAAAGGAUUUUCAAAAGGAUUUCAAAGCUAGCAUUUGAACCGAAGUCGCUGACUCCAGAGCAGGUUGAGAUGAGGGGGAGGGUUGAGUGUGCUUGCCUAGUGGCUACAAUGAGGCUUUCUUCUUCACUUCUAUUUAUUUCCUAAAUAAAAUAGCUGGAUCAAAGGAGAUCCCAUUAACCUUUCCCUGACCAAGAAUGACCAUUUUUAAAUGAUCAUAUGAGCAGCUCCUCUCCCAGCUAAGUGGGAUUCCAAGCCCAUGUUCUUUUGACACUGAUUCUCAGCUCCUGGAAAAGCAACUCAAAGCUUGAGUCAGACACUCCAUGUGCUGUUGAAGGAUCUUCUCUGAAACAUUGUUAUAAGAAAAAAUUAUAAACAACAUGAAUGCCUAUCAAGAGCAGAGUGGUUAAAUUAUUACAGCCAUAGAGAGUACCACACCAUGCAGCUGUUAGUAAAAUGUAUAUUAAAGAGGAAAGGCAAACUACAUACAUAUAUGUGUUUGCAUAGGCACAGAAAACUCACUUAAGGACACUUAUUCACUCAGCAUAUAUUUGUUAAGCAUUUUAAAGUAUCCAAGAGACUUACCAACAGGUUACCUGUGAGGAGUGAGUCUGAAGGAAAAAUAUAACUUGUACUUUUUGGUAAGCUUCUGUCUAUUAAAAAAACUAAAACAAAAACGAGCAUUAUUUUUUUGAUCAAGUCAAGAUUUACAAAAAGAAGUUUGAUAAAGUAGAACUAUCCAACAGGUACUUGACUGGAAAGGGACAGGGCUAUAAAGAACUUAUAAGGAACUUAAAGAUCUCUGCAAUUAGUAUGAGGAUGGUAGUAGGAGCAUCCUACUUUUUAGGGCAGGUGAGAACUUACUCUAAAACUGGAAAAGCAAACAAAAACAGGCUGAUGAUGAUAAAGCGAAGACCGCUUAAAUUCUGACGGCCCACGUCUUGGUUACUAACCACACGACUCUGAGCUGUGCAUCUGCAGGUGGUGUAAAGUUGAAGCCCAAGGGGCUGCUGCUUUCGGUCUCCGAGGUGCAUCUUACACACUGGGUCAUCAAUCUCCCAGGCUCAGCGUCAAGUUGGACGGGAUUCUGAAUCGUACUAUUUUACUAAGAAGGCAACUCAGGCUCCAAGAGAUCACAGAGCUAGGCUGUGAUUUCGAUCCAGUGCUGACCACAAAGGCCGCUCCUAACACGCUAAGCUCUGGCAGCCGAUUCCCUUUCAGUAAAACUCCGCAGGCACCAGCCGCAUCGGCGUCCUGUCCACAGGCCCGGGACACAGUGUGGGGACCCGAGCCAGCACCCCGGGGGCGGCGUCGAUGCAGAAACGGGGCGGAGUGUCCGAGUCCCUGGCCUCGAGGAAGCGGGAGUUCGGAGUAAGCCACGCCCCACGGUCACUGCGCGCCAGUCUUCCUCUCUGCAUCACUUGCGGGGCUUGAAGAUGAAGGAGCGAGUCCGACCCAGGCCACAGCCGGGCUUCUCUGGCACUCUCGGCUUCUUUCAGUUAGGGUUCGACAGCAGCUCCGCACUCCAAGCCCGUAGGGCUGAGGGCGGCGGCCGGGGCGGCGUUCACCAAGGAGACACUGAACAAGCAGGCCCGCGCCGGGGGGGUACUCUGCCAGGGCGCAUGCGCGUUGCGUGACCGCGGAGAGGGCGCGGCUGGCCGUGGCUGCGGCUGCGCACAGGCGGUGCCAGACGCUGCGCCUGCGCAGUGACGGGGCGGGGCGGGAAGGAGGGAGGCGGCGGCGGCGGCGGUAGCGGCGGUGGAAGCUGCUGAAGAGAAGGAGGAGGAGGAGGGGGAGCGGAGGGAGGUGUUUCUGUCAGUUCCGGCUGUUUGUUCGGGAAGUGGAUCCGCCGCUGCCGGAGCAGCCCGGAGGGAGCUGCGGAUCGCGAGGCCAGCACCGACCCCGCCCGCCCGCGCGCGCCUCCCCCGCCCGCCAUGGCCCGGGACUACGACCACCUCUUCAAGCUGCUCAUCAUCGGCGACAGCGGUGUGGGCAAGAGCAGUUUACUGUUACGAUUUGCAGACAACACUUUCUCAGGCAGUUACAUCACCACGAUCGGAGUGGAUUUCAAGAUUCGGACUGUGGAGAUCAAUGGGGAGAAAGUGAAGCUGCAGAUCUGGGAUACCGCCGGGCAGGAGCGCUUCCGCACCAUCACCUCCACGUAUUAUCGGGGGACCCACGGGGUCAUCGUGGUGUAUGACGUCACCAGUGCCGAGUCCUUUGUCAACGUCAAGCGGUGGCUUCACGAAAUCAACCAGAACUGUGAUGACGUGUGCCGAAUAUUAGAUGUUCAACUGCAUCACAGAGCUGGUCCUCCGAGCAAAGAAAGACAACUUAGCGAAACAGCAGCAGCAACAACAGAACGAUGUGGUGAAGCUCACAAGGAACAAUAA
Hipposideros armiger (great roundleaf bat) is the source of this 3233-nucleotide messenger RNA. It is a transcript of the gene RAB35, whose product is annotated as RAB35, member RAS oncogene family. Gene Ontology annotation, biological process: Rab protein signal transduction. The coding region runs from base 2775 to 3233 and encodes 152 amino acids. The record is from RefSeq and is a predicted model, not a curated record. Gene Ontology annotation, molecular function: GTPase activity; GTP binding. The transcript has 5 exons. NCBI's taxonomy places the organism in Eukaryota, Metazoa, Chordata, Mammalia, Chiroptera, Hipposideridae.